ACUUCUUUCUCUUUUCUUCUCAUUCUCUUAAAACAAAAACAAAAAAAAAUGGAGAAAGUUGAAAGUUCAAAAUUUAAUAGAAUUUGUGUGUUUUGUGGUAGCAGUUCUGGGAAAAAAACUAGUUAUCAAGAAGCUGCUAUUGAUUUAGGCAAAGAACUGGUGGAGAGGAGGAUUGAUUUAGUGUAUGGAGGCGGAAGUGUGGGGUUGAUGGGACUUGUUUCUCAGGCUGUUCAUGAUGGCGGUCGCCAUGUUCUAGGAGUGAUUCCGAAGACACUCAUGCCUAGAGAGUUAACUGGAGAAACUAUUGGAGAAUUGAGAGCAGUGUCUGGUAUGCAUCAAAGGAAAGCUGAAAUGGCCCGUCAAGCUGACGCCUUCAUCGCCCUCCCCGGUGGCUAUGGUACUCUUGAAGAACUUCUCGAAGUCAUCACAUGGGCUCAGCUUGGGAUCCAUCAGAAACCAGUGGGGUUGUUGAAUGUUGAAGGUUACUAUAAUUCGUUAUUGUCUUUUAUCGAUAAGGCUGUUGAUGAAGGCUUUAUCUCUCCUAUUGCACGUCGAAUAAUCGUGUCUGCUCCAACAGCCAAAGAGUUGAUCAGAGAACUUGAGGAACAUGUACCAGAGAAGGAUGAAAUAAUAUCGAAGUUGAUAUGGGAGGAUGAAAUUCAAAGAUACAAUUAUGCACCUGAAUCUACUGUUCCUACAUGAAAAAAAAAUGUUACUUUUUUUAUUAUAGUAUAUGGUUUUGGGAUUUAGAAAAUUUCAGUAUACAAGUAUGGAAGGGAAAAAAAAAAUAUAGCAUCAGUUUUUUGUGGAAUUGUGGAUGUCCAAAUAGCUUAGGGCAUUAUGCUUUAAAAGGAAUAUAAAGUUUUUGUGGAUCUGAUGAAGGUUCAUUUUGUUCAAGGCACUAUGCUUUUUGUGCAUGUUUACCAAGUAGUGUAAUUCUAUAUAAUAUAUGUGCUUUAGUUAUUCCGAUAAUGGUUGAUUGAAUAUCUGAA
This is a messenger RNA of Solanum pennellii, 992 nucleotides long. RefSeq names its product cytokinin riboside 5'-monophosphate phosphoribohydrolase LOG7-like. The transcript is spliced from 7 exons. The coding region runs from base 49 to 702 and encodes 217 amino acids. Gene Ontology annotation, biological process: cytokinin biosynthetic process. Lineage: Eukaryota; Viridiplantae; Streptophyta; Magnoliopsida; Solanales; Solanaceae. Gene Ontology annotation, cellular component: cytosol; nucleus. Gene Ontology annotation, molecular function: hydrolase activity, hydrolyzing N-glycosyl compounds. The record is from RefSeq and is a predicted model, not a curated record.